CGAAAGAAGAGCGACUUUUGGCGCCUGACUCAGCUUCCUCAAGCAAGCACGAGUCGACUGCUAUCUGUUUUGACUGUUGCCAAUCAUUCGGUCGUCUGACGCUCACUGGACGCUCAUCCUCCAGCGAACAGCACACCCUUCCUUACAGCAUGAAAGGUCCCUCCGAACCGUCCCUCACCGCCAAGAGCCCGGCAGACAGCGGCACUCAGACAGACAAGCCCUGGCACUGGCAGAUCAACGUGGGCGGCAUCACCAUGGAGUUCCCUCGUGAUUUGCUGCUCCAAGAUGGCCUCAAGGACAGAUGUUUGGCUGUGCUGCUGAACCGCUUCGAUGAGUCGCUGCUCAAGGACACCGACGGCAUCCCCUUCAUCGACGCUGACCCUCGCUACUUCAUCUGGUGGGCGGGAAGCAAUAAGGCAUGAUGUUCGGCGACGUGUGCGGCGGAUUGAUCUUUUGUGUGUCUGUGUGUGUGUCAAGAAUUUCGGUCUCCUCAAGGCGGGUUUCAUCAAGGGCAUCCAGCUGUUCUCUGACGACUCCCCCACUCACGCCUUCUACCACGACCGAUUCUUCGCCAAGACGACACUCAGCAUGACGCCACAGGACGACAAGCGCAGUGAGGCCUUCCAGAACUUCAUGGCGGUGAUGGGUGGCUUCAUCAAGUCAUCAGUCGGCGGGACGGGCGGCUAUGAGGUGCUGAGCGUACGUGUGAACGGCACUACCGUGGCCACCACUGAUGCCACUCUGGACGACCACAGCACAUUGAAGGACCGAUUCAACAAGUGGGUCAAUGAGCAUUGCAGAGAAGGAGGAAGGAGAUGACGUAGUAGUCACUGGAUUUGCCGCUCUGUGUUCGUGUGUGUGUAGGUAUGGGGGGCCCGUCGACGACGUGUCCAUUGAGCACUUCCACAAGUAACACCAAACACCGCGGCCACACAAUGAGGUCACGCAUUCAUCCUUGCCUCUGUCUGUCUGUCUGUUUGUCUGUCUGUCUGUCUGUUUGCAGAGUCGUGGAUUUCCUUCGUCGCCGUCGCCUGGCCGCCCCCGACGCCGUCACGCCCCUCCCCACCACCGACGACUGGCCGCAGCUGCUGAGUGCCUUUGAGAUGUACAACCUGAUGGACUGUGUGUACCUGGCCAUGAUCGGCAAAUCGCACAGCACCAUACGCUGCCUCUUCAGGUGAGCACACACAGCAGAGAGAACGAGAACACACAACAGAUAGGAUCUGUUUAUGUGUGUGGGUGUGUCAGCAUGGCUGGUCGCACGAGGCUCUGUUCAACCGAGUGGCGGGCGCGAAGGGCGGUCUGCUCUUCGUCGUCGAAGCUGAGUGUGAGAGUGAGGGCCACCGCCACAUCUUCGCGUGCCUCAUCGACGGCCCCCUCAUCGCGCCAGCCGACCCUACAGCAGCGGUGCACACCGGCCGCGCCAUCACCUUCUACUCCAUCAGUGGCGCGUUCAAGGACGAGAGCAUCGUCAACAUCACAGUGCCGCACGACUGGCAGCGUGUGGAGGUCGCCGGCACGGAUGGGGCGGUCAAGGGCACCAAGGGUGUGGGUGCCAAUGUGGUCAUCGGUGACGGCCGCUUGCGUUUGGGGUAUGGAGGGAUUGAUGGUCGUUCGGCCACCGACCUCCACAGCUGCGAGCAGCGGGUGAAGAGGGACGAGCUGCCCGCCGGCAAAACAUACCUGGACAGCUACGAAACCAACGGAUGGGCCACUCUGGCGGGCAGCCAUUGCUUCACCGCCCAGCGGCUGGAGGUGUAUGAGGUCAGUCAGACCUCAAAGGAGGGGGACUGAGUUGAUGUGUCCAUGAUGGACCGUUGUUGUCUGUGUGUCUGUCUGUCUGUCUGUGUGCAGGUGUUGACGACUCGUCCGGCCGACCCCAUUCUGUCUGAUGCGAAGCUGCAGGAGCUCAUCGACAUGACGGGCAAUACCAAUGCGACGGGGAAGCUGCUGUACAAGUGAGUGACCAGCCCACCGACAGAAGCAGUAGUGAUGUCACUGAUUCGCUCUCUCUCUCUCUCUCUCUGUGUGUGUGUGUGUGUGUGUGUCUCAGGGGUGCCCGCGACGGCUGGAAGUACCCCACCAUGGUGGCCAAGGUGGGCACCGCCACCAACCUGCUGCUGCUCAUCAAGGACACCGGCGACCACAUCAUCGCCGCCCACAUCAACGGACAGCUUAAGCAGCCCGCCGACCUCACUGCCGUGGAGACGACCAAGUGCCCCGUGGCCUUCUACUCGGUGUGUGGCGCCUUCAGCGAGGCCGACGGCAUCGUCGAGAUCGAAUUGUCGGAGGACCAGCAGUAUGUGGUGGUCGCCGGCACAUACGCCGGCACACAGGGGGCGGCCAAAAGCACCAAGGGUGUUGCCAAUUUGUGCAUCGGCGAGUGGCCCGGCUGCCUGGGGCUGGGGUGCUGCCUGUGGCUGGGGUAUGGACAGAAUGGUCGUCCAGCUGGCGACCUGCGUCGCUGCAAGCAGUUGAUGAGCACGUGUGUGGUGGAGAGUUACGAGCUGCCCGGCGGCAAGACCUACCUGGGCAACUACCCGAGCAUCACCAGCGGAGACGCCACCUUGGCUGCUGCUCAGUUCUUCACUUGUGUGGACAUGGAGGUCUACACACUGCAGCAGGUGGGGCAGACAGACAGCUGGAUGAGACGAGAGCAAGACCGGAGAGAAGUUGGGUACACAUACACGGCACUGUGGUUUCCUGUGGCCUCCUGAUUGCCUUUCAGCCUUCGAGUGUCACGUCGACCGGCAGCGGCUGAGUGAGUGAUGGGGGAGGAGCAGUGCGGUGGGGUUGGUCGUGGACGUGCGGCGGUGUGCCUCAUGGGAGUGAAUGGAGAGACAGAGGGCAGGGGAGGAGAGGGCACACCGGCUGUGUGUCUGUGUUGCCUCUGCUUGGAUCGAUUCGCUCUUUUAUCCAUCCUUCACGUUCAUGCAUAUGCGGUCAGUCUGUGCGUGAUUGAGUGGAUUUAAACGCGCCCGACGGCCACCUGCCUGUCCGCAAUUGACUCCCUUUAUCCAUCCCUAUGCUGCAUUGCAUGCUCGGCUGCAUGGACGUACGUACAGACUUUUGUGGACUGACAUGCAAUUCGAUCUGAAUGCUG
Molecule: messenger RNA, 3103 nt
Organism: Vitrella brassicaformis
Lineage: Eukaryota; Vitrellaceae
Source: the annotation of a GenBank genome assembly